CUCUUCACACAGCGGCUGUAUAGCUGCUGCCACUCAACUGUGCAGGACUCCUAGCUCCCUGCUACAUAUACCGGCCGGUCGGACCCCCUCAUCUUGCCGGCCUCAUCAUCGUCACCGAUCGAUCCCGGCCAUUCCACGGUCGAUCGAUCGUCUCCGGCCGGCCGGUCGCCGGUGGGAAUUGAAGCAGCUAGCUGACAUACAUACAUGGCGGGCGUGUGGGUGUUCAAGGACGGCAUCGUGCGGCGCGUGGAGAACCCCGGCAGCGAGGAAUCGUCGUCGGCGGGGGACGGCGGCGGAGGCGGGCGGCGGAAGGUGCUGGUGCACGUGCCGAGCGGGGAGGUGGUGGCGUCAUACGAGGUGCUGGAGCGGCGGCUGCGGGAGCUCGGGUGGGAGAGGUACCUCACCGACCCGUGCCUCCUGCAGUUCCACCAGCGCUCCACCGUGCACCUCAUCUCUGUCCCCCGCGACUUCUCCAAGUUCAAGCUCGUCCACAUGUACGACAUCGUCGUCAAGACCCGCAACGUCUUCGAGGUCCGCGACGCCGCUGCCCCCGCCGUCUCACCGGCGACCUAGCUGCUGAUCCGAGAUCCAUCCAUCCAUCGAUCAGACGACAGCUUAUAGCUACAGCAGUCCACAUGAGCUUGCCUGCCUGCUAUUAUAAGAGUGUAAGUAUGUAUAUAUAUACUGGUAUGCGUGUGAUCGAUCAAGGAUCGAUGUACACACAAAUGAUCAGCAUGCACAGAUCACUAGAUCGAGAUCUAUAGCUCGAUCGAUUUGGGGUUUCUCCUGCCGGCGUUGCAGCUUUUGGAUUAGAUGUUGCGCCGGUGAGGACAUUGCUAUAGGUUAAUUGGCUUUUGGGUAUAUUUCUGCAUAAAUAAUGCAUCAAUAGAGAGCACAACAUGUGUAUGCAUACUUAUAUUUAUAUGUACACAUGCAUACAUAUAUAAGUACAUACAUAGGGGCCGGGGGCAACAUGCAGGUUGCAGAGAUUCUGCCAGAGAUCAAGCAGAAAGGGGAUCGCCGAUGCCCUACUCUCAACCGUACCUUUUUACUGUUUAAUUUGGAAUAAUUUGGAUUGUCUCAAUACAAAUUAUGUACCAGUUUUUUCACAUAUGAUUUGCACGACAUUUUAAAUAUUGUAAUCUGUACACAUAAUAUUGAUCGGUCUCUCUUUCCCUGUGGCCAAUAUUAUGUGCAGCUUAAUUAUACAAUUACAA
Molecule: messenger RNA, 1217 nt
Organism: Oryza sativa Japonica Group (Japanese rice)
Lineage: Eukaryota; Viridiplantae; Streptophyta; Magnoliopsida; Poales; Poaceae
Source: RefSeq, a predicted model, not a curated record